Molecule: messenger RNA, 2955 nt
Organism: Anguilla rostrata (American eel)
Lineage: Eukaryota; Metazoa; Chordata; Actinopteri; Anguilliformes; Anguillidae
Product: sialoadhesin-like
Exons: 9
Coding region: 318-2393 (691 amino acids)
Source: RefSeq, a predicted model, not a curated record
GGACUGAAUAGGGGUUUUGCACAAACCGUCUGUCUGUUUGUGCAUUUUCAUACAGUGAACUUCUUGUGUGUUUUGAGAAAGUCGUAGACACUCAGUGGAGUGCUGACAUGUCCAGUGUGUAAGGGCUGAAUGACUGUGGCCGUGUUGUCUUCAUUUCUUGAGCUCAUGAGUUCCUUUCUUUGGCUCUGCCAGGACACUCAGUCACAACACAUAACAGCCUAUUUCAUGUGUUUUCAUUGAUUUCUAGGAUAUAUUGGGCCAGGCAGUGCUGGACUACAGGCAACAGAAGAAGGGAACCAAUUCCUGAACAAAUAGUCAUGAUUGAAGCAGAGAGGUUGAUCCUCAUUGGCUGCCUGCUGCAAGGUGCCCUGGCAGGAAAGUCUGAAGUCUGGAUGCCUCAGAGUAUAGAAGCUCUGAGUGGAUCCUGUGUGCUGAUUCCCUGCAGAUUUGAUAUAAAAUCUAAUCAUAAGAACCAUCUGAAAGCUGCGGCUAAAGGACUGUGGAGAAAAAAUGACCCCGACGGUAGAACCGUGUUUGAUUCCAGCAGAACUGGGACAGCAACUAAACAGAAUGAAAUUAAAGGAAGAUUAAUUGGGAUACUGGAGGAGAAGAAUUGCACCACAAUCCUGGAUCACUUCACUACAUCUUCCAGUAAUGAUUAUUUCUUCAGAGUGGAAGGCUCAAAUGGAUUCAAGUUCACUUUUUCUAAAGGUGUCACAAUUAAUGCACAAGACUAUCCACUCAAACCCAAGUUAACCCCAGAGAGGGUGGAGGUGAUGGAGGGGGCCUCCGUGAGUUUGAGCUGCUCUGCUGCAGCCCCCUGUCCCGAAUUCCCCCCAAAUCUGACAUGGACCCCCAGGCUGAGUGACAGUGUGAAUCAACUGCAAGAGAAUGAGGAUCAAACCAAAUCACUGUCUUCAGAUCUGACAUUCACUGCUUCCCACCUCCACCAUGGGCAGAAGAUCACCUGCAGGGCACUUUACACACUGAAACAAGGAGACACUCAGAAGACAUCUGAGGCCAAUCUGACUCUCAGUGUUCUGUAUCCUCCUAAGAACACCUCAGUGUCAGUCAGUCCCUCUGGUUCAGUGUUAGAGGGCAGCUCUGUGACUCUGACCUGCAGCAGUAAUGCCAACCCAGCAGUGCAGAACUACACCUGGUAUAAAGUGAAUGGGACAGAGAUGAACACUGUAGGAACUGGACAAAAUCUCACCUUCAAUGUGACUGAGUCCAGUGGCAGUGAACAGUACUACUGUGAAGCACAGAAUGAACAUGGCAAGGACAACUCAGCAAAUGUCCAACUAAACGUGAUAUACAUGCUUCAGAUCUCUGGCUCUGGGAGCUGCAGCAGAACUGCAGCAGAGAUCAGCUGCUCCUGUGAGAGCCGUGGGAAUCCCUCUCCCAGCAUGGAGUGGCAUGUGUCUGGACUGCGGGUCAUUAACUCUACUGAGAGAGUCAUCAGAGAGGAGCAGCUGGGGAACACAGGCCUGAGGAGCUCCCUCACCAUACUCCAAUCAGAGGGAGACACGCCCACUCUCCUCUGCGUCAGCACCAACAGUCUCGGCUCCGCCAGCCUCCAGCUCCACCUCCCGUCUCCACAGCAACACUCGAGUUUCGGCAUUUCUUCACUGCUGAUUGGUGCAGCUGCCGGUGCUGGUGCCAUGAUGAUGAUAUGCCUCAUAAUGCAGCACAUUCUAAAGAAGAAGAGACACAGCCAGCGCUCUGGAAGUAGAAUGAAGGACAGCGAAGGGCUCAUACUGACAGAUGGGGCGGCCGCUCAAGAUGAGGAAUCGAUCUACGUCAACAAGACCAUGCUGUCGGGCGCGGGUGCGGUGGAAAAGGGGGACGAGGGCGCCCUGCACUAUGCCACCGUGGAUUUCUCCAAUCUUCCCGGCACGGGUGGGGAACACGGAACGGGCAUCAUUCGGGGCACUUCCAAACGGACGUCCGACUACGCCAUGAUCCAACACAAAUCCAGGGAAGAGAGAGAAGGAGGAGAGGAAGAAGGUGAGGAGGCAGAGGAGGAGAUGAGGAAGGAGGGCCAAGAUGAGCUGGGCACAGAGAGGGAGUGGGCCGAGGCGAGGGGCGAGAAGGAGGAGGAGUCUCGGCCGAAUCUGAGCCCACAGGCCUUCGUCAACCCUGAGCCCACGGAGGAGGCCACCUACGGGAACAUCUGCCCCUCCAGGCCCACUAAGAGGGCACAGCAGGAACUGCAGCAGCCGCCCGGGAACCCUGCUGCAGAGGAGGAGCAGGAGGAGCAGCGCCAGGAGGAGAACUCAGCAGGAGGCCAGGAGGACAUUUACGUGGAUGUUAUGAGCUCCCUGACGGAGGGUAACGGAAAGGGAACGGAGGAGAGUGAGUACGCCGAGGUCAGGAAUCUCCAACAGCAUUAAGAUGCCACAGAUAUAGCCCAAAUCACACCACGCUACAGGCAUUAUGAGAGUGUACAGCAUGCUACAUAACGCGUUAUGCUACAUUACAAAACGGUCCCAAACUGAAGCACAGUAUCUGUCUCAUACAAUCUGGUGCAGUAGUGAAGAGCCACAAACAGGGUGAAAAAGUCAAAUCUGCAAAGUGCAAAAAGGUCGAUAAAUAUGGUCAGAAAAACACUGAAACAAUUCUAACACACACAUUAUUUGAAUUUGGUGAACUCAGCCUGACAUGGCAUUAAUGACAAAGUAAGUACCUUUAGUCCUGGAUGCUGUUAAAAUGUUACUUGAAAACAUUUUGAAUCCCCUCUGAAUCUAAAAAUUGUACUUUGAAUCUGUCGUGUCUGAUUUAGUCUGUAUGAACCCUGUGUAAAUAUCCAUAGCUAAGCCUAUCCUUUAAUAUUCUUCUUUACACUUCUUCUUUGCAAGUCCUUGAGUGUUGUAUAUCUAUUUCUCAUGUAUUGCAAUGAGACGGUUAUUUUGUUUAUUGUCUUGAAUUAAAAGUAAUAAAAGGUUUUCCCAGGUU